AUGCCAAGCUUUCUGUUUCAGGAGUUGGAAGAUUUUUUCCCAAGGGAGAUGACUCACGUCAUCCCCCAAACCCACUUUGCCACCAAAACCAUGGGAACAUAUGGCUAUGCUGCCCCGGAAUAUGUGGCAACUGGGCGCCUCGCGGCAAAGGGCGAUGUCUAUGGUUUUGGUGUGGUUCUUUUGGAAAAUCUGACCGGAUUGCGAGUCAAAGACCAAAGUCGGCCUUCCGGUCAGCAUGACCUUGUUGAAUGGGCUCGUCCAUCUCUAACAAAGAAACGAGAGUUGCGCCGAUUGAUAGAUCCAUGGCUUGAAGGUCGAUACUCACUAAAAGGAGCCCGCUUUGCUUCGCAGUUGGUCGCUCGCUGCGUUAGCCACGAUCCAAUACUUUGUCCCCAGAUGAGUGAAGUUGUUGAAGUUUUGAAGGGUCUCCAAGAUUUCCAGAUAAGGCAAACUUCAUCUGAAAUUGUUAGAACGAGACAGGGAAGCUCUAGCGGUGGAAUGGCUUCUCAAUUCAAACCGCGGUGAGUUCAGUUGAAGAAAUGCAAGUUUUUCAACUCUGGAAGCCAAUUGUAAAGCGCAGCUAUGUGUCUACAAAUAGCCGUCCUUCCAACUCCAUUUGUUUCCUUUUCUCCUCAUCCUGUUUUUGUUCCAGGAAUUUC
Molecule: messenger RNA, 659 nt
Organism: Rhodamnia argentea
Lineage: Eukaryota; Viridiplantae; Streptophyta; Magnoliopsida; Myrtales; Myrtaceae
Product: serine/threonine-protein kinase PBL34-like
Exons: 2
Coding region: 1-525 (174 amino acids)
Biological process (GO): protein phosphorylation
Molecular function (GO): ATP binding; protein kinase activity
Source: RefSeq, a predicted model, not a curated record